Messenger RNA from Fusarium venenatum, 1674 nucleotides. Lineage: Eukaryota; Fungi; Ascomycota; Sordariomycetes; Hypocreales; Nectriaceae. The record is from RefSeq and is a predicted model, not a curated record.
AUGGAGCACGCCCCGCUACAAUUCAGGCGAAUCUCUUCUGGAGAUGAACCCUUGUCCCCAGAGGAGGCCGGUCUUGGCCCGAUGUUGAGGGCUUUCAGCCGAGUACGAUACCGAGCAUCAUGUGUCAAUUGUUUUGCUGGCGCUCGGACUAUUUCUUUCUCUUCUCUUCUCUUCCUCAUUUCUCAGCUCAUGAUCAUCUCUCGAGUAUCUACCAAGUUCUCGGGACGACUUUCCAAAGCCACCCACACUUGUACUCAGACAAGGCGUUCUGACACAUCUCGUGCUUCUUUACCAACUUUUAUUGCGCCGAAUCUUUGUCUCUCUGCAGCAUCUGUCUCGAGAGCGUCACUUCAGCAGCUCCCAUUUCGAAAACAUUCCAUAGUCCAUACAGUCAAAGGAUUCGCUACAAUGGGCUCGCUUCCAGAAACCUCAAGCGCCGUACGUGUGCUUAUCCUCGGUGGUUGCUAUGGUGGUCUAGCUGCUGCCGUCAACCUGUUGGAUCUGAGCCAGGGUUACUCUCCUCGUAUGAACUCUGAGCCAUAUACUCACCACCCCAACUUGCCUACUUUCAACAUCGAGAUCACCAUCGUUGAUGAAAGAGAUGGUUACUACCACUUGAUCGGCUCUCCCAUGGCCCUUGCCGACUCUGCCUUUUCCAAGAAGAACUGGGUCAAAUACUCUGACAUCCCCGGCCUCAAAGAUCCCAGACUCAGCAUUAUCCAAGGCUCAGUCACCAGCGUCGACCCCGCUUCAAAGAAAGCCACCAUCUCAGCCCACCUCACCGAAGAGAAGAGCACUCUCGAAUAUGACUACCUCGUUGCCGCCACAGGUCUACGCCGCGUCUGGCCGGUGGUUCCACAGUCCCUGACUCGAAAGCAAUACCUUUUCGAAGCCGAAAACCAUAUCAACGCUGUCCAGAAUGCAAAGCACGGUGUCGUUGUGGUCGGUGGAGGUGCCGUCGGCAUUGAGAUGGCAGCUGAGCUUAAGAUGGUCAAGCCUCAUCUCAACGUAACACUUGCUCAUUCGCGUGACAAGCUUCUCUCAUCUGAGGGUCUUCCUGACGAGACCAAGGACGUGGCACUCGAGCUACUCCGUGAGGCUGGUGUUGAAGUCCUCAUGAACCACCGCCUGGCCUCCAAGAACAAGGUCUCGACUACCGACGGCAGUGAGAAGCAUGAUAUUGAGUUCACAAACGGUCACAAGAUGUCUGCUAGCGUAGUGAUCAUGGCCAUCUCCAGAAGUGUUCCCACUACCACAUAUCUGCCCCUCUCGGCACUCGAUGAGGAUGGCCUGGUCAAGAUCAAGCCCAACCUACAAUUCGAACAAGGCACACCAAACGCUGAAUCUCACUACGCUGCUGGCGACAUUACCAAGUGGCCUGGUAUCAAGCGAUGUGGCGGCGCCAUGCACCAAGGCCACUACGUCGCACUGAACAUCCAUCAGAACAUCCUUAGCCAGCGAGCCGGACACGUUCCGUCAUAUAAAGAGAUCGCAGUCUACCCACCUGUUAUUGGUCUUGCGGUUGGCAAGAAGGCUGUUGCUUUUAGUCCAGACACUGGCACCACUACUGGCGAGGAUGUUCUCCAGUCUUGCUUCAGAGAUGAUUUGGGUUGGACAAUUUGCUGGAAUUACAUGCAACUUGGUGGCCGCAAGACUGACGAGGCUAAGGCUUAA